Molecule: messenger RNA, 2956 nt
Organism: Maniola jurtina (meadow brown)
Lineage: Eukaryota; Metazoa; Arthropoda; Insecta; Lepidoptera; Nymphalidae
Gene: Vps16A
Product: vacuolar protein sorting-associated protein 16 homolog
Exons: 15
Coding region: 283-2790 (835 amino acids)
Biological process (GO): intracellular protein transport; vacuole fusion, non-autophagic; endosomal transport
Cellular component (GO): lysosomal membrane; HOPS complex; cytoplasm
Molecular function (GO): actin binding
Source: RefSeq, a predicted model, not a curated record
CUCAAACUGAACACGAAAAUAGAAAACACCUCACAGAAAAACAUUUUCAUAGAUCAUUAAAUUAAAUGUAAUUUUCAUAUAAACAAGACAAAAAGUUGUAUGAUUUCAAAAUCAAUCAUAGCAAUAUGACUAUGUGGUCCGUGCUUCGAACUCCACAGGCCGCAGAAUAAUAUGAUUUGAGUCAGUGUUGUUGAGUGUUUUGUUAUCACUGUGACAAAGUGCUGUGUUUAUUUAAUUAAAAUACAUAAUUAAACGCUGAUUUUCUUGAUUAAGUAUACAAAAAUGUCGGCGUUAUUGACUGCAGAUUGGUUUCAAUUAGAUGCCUAUUACAGGAAGUUUGACCUAUACAACAUGGUGUGGUCUAUGGACGAAGGUCUAGGCAACAUGAUUGUGAGUGGAGCGCCAUAUGGUGGACCAGUCGCUGUGGUGAGGGACAAGAAGCAGUUUGUGAGGAAUCCCGCCACUGCUAAGCCAGUUAUAACCAUUUAUAACUGCGUCGGUAAUAUUAUAUCUAAGAUUCUGUGGAACAGUGGUAAUCUAGUGCAUAUGGGCUGGUCGGAUGGAGAACAGUUGCUAUGUGUGCAAGAGAGUGGUGACGUACUGUUGUAUGAUAUCUUUGGUGCCUAUCAGAAGACAUUCAGUAUGGGGCAAGAAGUUAGAGAUACAAAGGUAUGCAAGGCGCAAUUGUUCUCGAAUCCUCACGGCAUUGGCUUAGCAGUUAUGACGUCCACAAAUCGCAUGUACCUACUCAGCAACGUGUCAGAACCUAAAAUACGAUCCGUACCAGACAUACCUAGAGCCAAUGAACCAAUAAGCUCAUGGUGUGUACUGAGCUCAGGCCUCAGAUCAUCAGCUGUUAUUGGAUUCCUCGUGUGCAGAGAUAAAGAGGUCUACCGCUGCCAACUCGGUGAAUCCAGAGCUGUUCUCAUGCGGCCAGACAUAAACAACGCGUACACGCAAGUACUAUCAAUAGUACCAUCACAAAAUGGCCGCCACGUUGCCCUUUUCACCGAUUCCGGCAUUUUGUGGAUCGGUUCAUCAGAUUUCAAGAACAAAUACUGCGAAAUUGAUACAGGGUUAAUAAAACAACCCAAGGAGCUAGUUUGGUGUGGCUCCCAAGCAAUAGUAGGUCACUGGGACGAUACAAUGUGUAUCUACGGCUUCAAUGGUUCAGUGGUAAAGUAUCCAUACGACGGCCCGUUCCACCUCAUACCGGAAAUGGACUGUGUCAGGAUUAUAUCGGAAAUGUCGCAUGAGAUGCUGCAGAAAGUACCUCUAGUUGUGGAAAAGAUAUUUAGACUAACUAAUAUCGCGCCGGCUACGUAUUUAGUUGAAGCAUCUAAGGAAUUUCAGAAUCGCAGUCAUAAAGCGGACGAGCACAUCCGUUACAUAAAAACUGACUUACCGACCGCAGUACAAGACUGCAUAGACGCGGCCGCCUUUGAGUUCAACACAGAUGUUCAAAAGAUGCUCAUACGCGCCGCUCAGUUCGGUAAAGGCUUCAUUAUGGACCCGGUGUUGACUGACCAUUAUGUCACCACUUGUAGAUGGUUACGAGUGUUGAACGCUGUGAGAGACCCACGAGUCGCCAUACCUCUGACUUUCUUACAAGUUCAAAACCUAGGUGAAAGAAUCCUUCUAGACAGGCUAAUAUGGCGACGCCUGCAUUGCCUGGCGGAACAUAUCGCAUCAUAUUUGCAAUUGAAAGACGGCAGGACGAGGGUACUGUCGCAUUGGGCCUGUUACAAGGUAACACAGCCUCAUUUAGACAACGAAAGCGCCGCGCGAGAAAUAGGUGAAAAGCUAAGAAACAUUCCCGGAAUCUCAUAUUCUACAAUCGCUAUGAAAGCUGCCGAGAAGGGGAGGAAGGCGUUAGCUAUCAAAAUCUUAGAGUACGAAACGCACAGUAAGCUGCAAGUGCCACUGCUGUUGACGCUGGGCGAAGGGCCCACGGCUCUGCUGAAGGCCACGGCGAGCGGCGACACGGACCUGGUCUACAUCGUGCUGCUGCAUCUCAAGGAGAAAAUGGGCAAACACGAGUUUGAGUUAACCAUACGAAGUUUCCCACUGGCGCACGCAUUAUACAUAAAGUACUGCGCAAGUCACAAUCGCGAAGCGCUCCGCAAAGUAUACGUACAAGAAGACGAUUUCACGGGGCAAGCGGCAACUCAUAUACGCGACGCCAUAGACCAGACCAACCCGGGCAGUGUUGAGGCCUCGCUCAUAUCCGCUAGAGAGUGCUACAAGAAAGGGAAGAAUGACUUGGGCGUAUCAAUAUGCGAAGAGGCGCGUAAACUCUGCAAGCAACAAUCGAGCCUGCAAGAAACGUACGGACAGAGCUUCGUGGGUCUCUCCCUACACGACACUGUGAAGAAGUUGCUGGAGCACGGCGAGAUCAAACUCGCAGAUAAACUACGCUCAGAGUAUCGGAUGCCUGACCGAAGGUAUUGGUGGCUCCGAAUACUGACGCUAGCGGAAAGUGACGACUGGUCGGAGCUGGAAAAGCUGUCGAAAUCCAAGAAGUCCCCCGUGGGGUACGAGCCCUUUGUGGACGUUUGCUUGAAGCACGGGAAAAACGAUGAAGCCUUGAAGUACCUGCCCAAAUGUCGCGACGACAUCAAAGUCAAAUACUACGUUAAGGCUGAGUUCUACGAGCAAGCGGCCAUGGUGGCGUUCGAGCAGCGCGACGAGAGCGCGCUGGCCUUCGUGCAGAACAAGUGUCCCACGCGCGAGGCGGGACAGCACGCCAAGAUCAUGGCGCUGCUGGAGCAACUCACUAGUAGAAAAUGAGUUACGAGGCUAUUGCCACUCAGAACCUUAUCCAACAUCGUGCAAUGAUCGAACACCCCCACUCCCAUCGGACCGAUUUUCAGUUUUCACCUAUAUAUACUACUAGCGACCCGCCCCGGCUUCGCACGGGUGGACAUUUAUUUUUUCUAUUUUCCGGGAUAAAAUA